Messenger RNA from Papilio machaon (common yellow swallowtail), 2711 nucleotides. It is a transcript of the gene tow, whose product is annotated as extensin. The record is from RefSeq and is a predicted model, not a curated record. Lineage: Eukaryota; Metazoa; Arthropoda; Insecta; Lepidoptera; Papilionidae. Bases 435 to 2240 code for a protein of 601 amino acids. The transcript has 5 exons.
UUAAAAUAUGACAUGUCAGGUCAUGGUUUCAAGAUGGCUGAUUAUUUUGUUUUUUAAUUUUACAUAGAUCUCGAGUAUCGUGUAUUGACUUUUCGUGUUUUGUUUAGUGAUAAUUUUUUGUGUUAUCUGUGAUGCUGUGCGUACUAGUGUGAUAAUGACAACUGGUAAUGUGCUUGGAUUUUUCAGUGUAAUGGAUUAUAUGGAUUAUAAUGACAACUACCCAGCUGCAAGGAUCAACGAAAUCAGUUAAAAGCCACACUAUGAACAAGAACAAAUGGAAGUGUGCAUUCCAAGCAUACUUUCUAGAUUAAAAUAUAACUAAAAAAUAUAAUGAAAGUUAUCAAGAUGUCGUAAUAAGAAUAGUAUUAUCGAAGUUGUAAACGAAAACAUUACAGUGUAGUUGGAAUAAUGGUGCAGUAGAGGUCGCUGCUGUGAUGGGGUGUGGCCAGAGCAAAAUUAAUCUUUAUCCCAGGCGUAAUAAGAAUGGCGGGAAAGGAAACAGUGCCAAAAAAUCCGGCGCAGCAGACAAGGAGGCUGACGAGGAGGAAGGUAGCGCGGCCGCAGCGCCUGCCGAGGACGCCGACGAUGCCGCCGAGCGCGCAGACCGCGCUCGCAACAUCCUACCGCUCUCCGCGCAUCCGCCGCCCAUUGAGGUGUCAGCGAGUCAACAGGAUUUCUUCAAAAUGUUGGACGAGAAAAUCGAAAAUGGCAAGGACUACGAUUCAUCCAGUGAAACUGAAGUGCGAUUAGAACAAGAGCGACGGCGAAUGCUGAUAGAGAAGUGGCGGUCGGCCUCGCAGUCCACUCAGUCCUCGCAGUCGCAGCCGAGUCCUCCCACCCCCGCCAGAAGACGUGUUUCCAGGCCGAUGCCGCAGCCGCCCGAGCGACAGAACAGCCCCGGUGCCGUGAGGAGGUGCUACCGGCAACAGCACGUUCCCGAGGGCAUGUCGCCUCCGCCGCGGCGAGCACACAGCGCCCAGUCCCACCAUCCGCCCGACUCACGCCCCGUCAACGGAGACAACUGGCACGACCCCUCCAAAUCUCCCGUCAAAAGACCACAGAGUGCCGGCGCCAAUUGGAAAAGUAAUCCUAAAGUCGCACCUUACAAUCAAAAAACCAAAAAGACUGAAACGAAUGAACACCAAAGAGCUAGCCAAAAAGAAAUAGAAUGUGAAAUUAGUACAGAAACGUCUCAGAUCACUUACAACCCAACAUUCCAAAGUCACAGUCCGGCUCAUUCCGCUAAGGGCCAGCAGCCGUACAUUGCACAGAUAGUCAGCUAUCCCAAAUCACAACAAGUAAACCCUCCGUCUCCACCCAAGUUCAUAGCGCCGCCCGAAGAAUACCAAGAUCCUCAAAACAAUGUAGAUAACAAAUACAACAACGUGCAAAAGCCAGCCCCGACAACGCAGCCCAACAAUCAAGGGAACAUCUACUACAUCCACGGAAACACAGCGGCGGGCUUCUCCCAGGACAUUGUACACCAGAGACAGCAGACGGCGAUACAUUUGCAGCAGUAUGUUGCCAUGAAGCAAGCUCAACAGCAAAUGUACACAUAUUUCCAAAGAGGACCGCAUACCAUUUUCCCCAAUGUUGACUUCACCCAGACACCGAGAAUGUACGAGGGCGAAGAGUUUUCGGUUCAAUAUGGUCACCCAGCUAUGAGACCGCACAGUGCACCCACUCCGGUGGGAGUCGUCAGGCCGAUGCCGGUGGCGCCGGGCUUCAAGCCUCUACCGGAUGGCACCCAUAUGGUACAAAUGCCGAUGUGGACGCACAUGCCGCCGGUGGUGUCGACGAUGCCAUGGGUUCCGGGACAGGUGCCGCACGAAAUGCAGUACUACCCGCAGUCUCAGUACUUCCCGAUGUACCGAGCACACUCGGCGGGCUCCGCGGGGACGCUUACGAGAUAUCACAAGAAGGAAGCGUGCGAGGGUGACGUGAAGAAUGUGUGCCAAAGUAUAAAUGUAGUCAGACAGAAGGUGGUGGGUCAGAUCGUGUCCGUGGCGAGUCAGGGUCCUGGGCUGGGGCAGGAGCUAACCGUGUGCAGCAGCGCCAGUGACAGCCCGAGUCCCGCCUCCGUGAGUACGGACAGCGGCGUGUCUCCGGGGAACAGCGCGCCGAGCUCCAAGACCUCCGUCUUCAGCUCCGACACCGCGGCCGCCAUUGACAAGAGCAAAAAGAAAUCGAUCCCACUCAACGCAAGAUCAUUGAAAAAUUCUAAAAGUCUAGAUUCUUAGUGACAGGUUUGUAAUUAUGUAGAUUUUCUAAAUGUACGUAGCGCCUAGUCGACGUGAGGCCGGUGUAAAUUAUAGUGAAAUUAGACUUUAAAUUGCUUAUAUACUACGUACUAUAUGGUAACGAUAUGUCUUUUUGCCGCUCUGAAAAACUAGGGACAAGAAAGCCAAUGAACAUUGCAAUUUAUUCCUACAUAAGUAAGGAAAUAUCGGGUACUACUCAAUUCAAUAUUAUAAAAUAAAUACAUGAUAAAAACUACGUAUAAUUAAACCUUUCCGAGUGAUCGAUUUCAGAGCGGCAACGAAAGAUACAAGUAAGUACUGUAACUAUGUGAUUUAAUUGAAUAAAUUUGAUUUCAAUCGGUGUAUUGUUCUUGUCUAUGUAGUAAAUUGUAACGAAAUUAUUUAAAUCACUGAACGCAUGCUGUGAUGAUAUCUCUGUUUAUAUUUAUUUAUUUCUUACAACGACUUCAG